AUGAAAGCUCCAACGAUAUUUUUGGCAAUAAUCGCAACUGCGGCGGCCGCUUCGACGUGGCCGGACGAUAUCUGCCCUGACGAGCAGUCGGUGGACUGGACUAUAGAAAAACUGCUGCGUCACGAUAAUUGUGAAAAGUUCUACCAGUGCACCUUGGGAGUACCAGUAGAACGCACAUGUCCCUCUGGACUGUGGUUUUGCUUGGUGAAUAUGAGAUGCGAAUGGCCGCAUUUAGUAGACUGUGAAGAUAGAAUUGUACCUACUACAACUGCUGCCGGAGCGACGUCUACAACGCCUACUCCAACAACAACUACUCCAACGACAACUACUCCUACAACAACAACUACUACUCCUACUACAACAACAACGACGACGACGACCACUACUACAACCACUCCAGCACCAACAACGACUACACCCACAACGACUACUACAACAACUCCAGCACCAACAACAACUACACCAACAACGACUACUACAACCACUCCAGCACCAACAACGACUACACCAACAACAACUACUACAACCACAACCACCCCAGCACCAACAACAACUACUACAACCACAACCACCCCAGCGCCAACAACGACUACACCAACAACGACUACACCAACAACGACUACACCAACAACGACUACACCAACAACGACUACUACAACCACUCCAGCACCAACAACGACUACACCAACAACGACUACUACAACUACUCCAGUACCUACAACAACAACAACUACUACUACUACGACUACACCGGCACCGACGACAACUACGACUACAACUACUUCAAAACCCGAUUUUAGACCAAACGGAUGCCCAGUAAAUCUCUUCAUUCAUUGGCUUCUUCCACAUGAAACGGAUUGCAAUUUGUUCUACUAUUGUGUUUGGGGCGAAAAAGUGCUGAGAAACUGUCCAAGUGGUUUACAUUUCAACACGAGUAUUCAGGUAUGCGAUUGGCCUAGGGAUGCCGGUUGUACCCUACCAAUUCGAAUGAAUGAAGAACUAAAAGGCUUCGACAUAAUCAGAUGGAUUUACGCAUUCACUUUUACAGUUUUUUUGGCCCUAAUUGCCACAACAGUCGCCUCGUCCUUGCCUGACGAUGUGUGUCCACCUGAACAGGAACAUGACUGGAGCAUAGAGAAACUAUUACGUCAUGACGAUUGUAACAAGUUUUAUAAGUGCACCUUCGGAGAACCAGUGGAGAAAACGUGUCCUUCUGGACUAUGGUUUUGUUUGAAAAACUGGCGGUGUGAAUGGCCUGCGUUGGUGGAUUGUGAAGAUAGGAACGUUCCUGUAGAGACUACAACUUCGCCGUCAACAACUACACCAACAACAACUACGCCAACAACAACUACGCCAACAACAACUACGCCAACAACGACUACGCCAACAACGACUACGCCAACAACAACUACGCCAACAACGACUACGCCAACAACGACUACACCAACAACGACUACGCCAACAACGACUACGCCAACAACGACUACGCCAACAACGACUACACCAACAACGACUACGCCAACAACGACUACGCCAACAACGACUACGCCAACAACAACUACGCCAACAACAACUACACCAACAACGACAACGACAACUACUACAACCACUACAACGACCCCCAAACCAACAACGACAACCACAACAACAACGACUCCAAAACCAACAACAACAACAACCGCUGCACCCGGUUUCAGACCAAACGGAUGUCCAGUCGACCUUUUCCAACAUUGGUUACUUCCACAUGAGUUUAACUGCAAUCUGUUCUACUACUGUGUAUGGGGAGAGAAAGUGCAGAGACAGUGCCCCGCGGGCUUGCACUUCAACAGAGUCAUUCAGGUGUGUGACUGGCCUAGAGAUGCUGGAUGUAAUUAAAUAUAAUUAAUUAUACAUAUAUUGUAAUUUGUAAUUAUUACGGUCACUAGAGAAAAGUGGCCGCGAAGCGAAGACUUCUCAAACUGAAUCUUUAUUCUGGAUUCUACA
Molecule: messenger RNA, 1983 nt
Organism: Bicyclus anynana (squinting bush brown)
Lineage: Eukaryota; Metazoa; Arthropoda; Insecta; Lepidoptera; Nymphalidae
Gene: IIM1
Product: mucin-5AC-like
Exons: 6
Coding region: 1-1875 (624 amino acids)
Cellular component (GO): extracellular region
Molecular function (GO): chitin binding
Source: RefSeq, a predicted model, not a curated record